ACCCCACCAACAUGUUACAAUCAAUGUAAAAAUAAUUAGGAAAAAUUUUUUUUGAGAUUAGAGAAUAUUUAGAGGUUGCUCAAGAAGUUUAAAAAAUAUUGUCAUUUUUCUGUAUUUUUGAGUUUUGUAAGAUGUAUUGUGUGACAGAUUAUGGUAUUUUGUAUCAUACAUUUAUGUUGAAAUUGACUUGGCUAUUCUUAAAAACACAGCCGUGAAUUAAUAUUGAUUCAUGUUUGUCACAUUCAGUGGUUUUAUCCAGUCAGGAAUCCAUGAUGAAUGAGCUAGCGUCACUGACUGGUUCCGAAGACAACACAGAAGAUGAUAGUGAUGACGAGUGCUAUUUUGCCCCAGCAUGUGCUUCCAGUGGGUCCAACCUCUGGUCCUGAUGUUCAGAUUUUCAAAAGGUUUCAGAAGCACUGGGAGUACAUUGACCGCACAGAUUUCAGGCCGGCUGUGACAACUGAUGAUAAUGAUUUGAUUGCAGACAUCAAAGAUGAUACCACUGAUUUUGUCAUGAAACACCUCGACUGUUUUCAACCAAGAGAUGAUUACAGAGAGCUCCUGGAACUCGUCAUAAUUUUUCUCGGCGGUAGUCCUCCUCGUGGUGUUCAUUUCAGGAUUCCUGGAGCUAUACAUCAUGCACGCUGGAUGGCGAAGGCAUUGUAUGCGCUCAAGAUUUAUCUAUUUCGAGAACAGUUCAAGCUCACUGCUCAUGAAAACAAAGGCAUUCGUGAUGUUUGUGUGUUCAUCGUCCGAUUGAACGUCCGAGUCUGGUUCACUGCUCCUGAUGCCGUCUCUGCUCCUUGUCAUGAUUUGUGGUUUUUGCAAAGUUUGAAGAUGUAUGAGGACAUCAACCCAGCAAUUUCCAAAGCUGCAGUCAGUAAGUUUUCAGGACACCUUUGGUAUUUAAGUGAAGAGUUGGUAGCGUUGGCCCUCUUCGACCCAGCAGUAGCCAAUGAUACAAAGAGAGCCAUGGUGGAAGCUAUGUUGGAGGAAGGAUCUGCUUCUGAUAGUUUGCCAAAAGGUCCAAAGCGCAUAAAAGCUGCCAAGAAGUCCAUCCAGGAAAUGUCCCUUGUGGGGUGUGUGAACCGAAACACCAAGAUUUUCUUCACAAAUUUGGACAUAGCUGCAGAAUUUCUCCAGGCUGAACCAGAAACAUGGGACUCCCGAGACGACUUCAAGGCAGCAUCUUCCAUCGUGCACAGUCCGAAGGUUGUUAACGAUUUAGCUGAAAGGGGAGUGGCACUCAUCGAAGAGUACAAUCCUUUGUUAACUAAUGAUGAGGAACAGAAACAAUACUUGCUGCAAGUCGUACAGGACCACAGGAAGAGAUUCCCCGAUGCAAAAAAGGCCACACUGCUCCAGACUAGUGAAAUCAAUAAAUAAUCAUCAGUCACUGAUAGUGAACCUUUUGUAUGUUGCCAUACUUUUUAGUUUAUUAAUCAGUCAAAAUAUCUUGACAAUAGUUUGGUUCAAAUCAAUUUGUUUCUUGUUUUGAAGCACUCCUCACAGUUUUGCACUAGCUGUGAACCUGAGGACACCAGCGGUAUUCUGUAACAAUGACUGUAAUCAUAAGGCGGUUGCAAAUUAGGUUUAUGAUUCCACAAAUAUACAUGUAACCAUGUGUUGUUUGUAUUAUGCUUUAAUUUUUAGAUUUGUAUCUGGUGUAUGCAUUGUGAAGUUUCACUACAUUCAGUUGAUAAUAAAGAAAUUGAAAGCAUUUUUUCCAAAAUAACCGAUAACGGUAACAUUUCUAAAAAUACGAACAUUUUGGAAAUUUCAAAGGCUGUGAGCAACCUCAAAAUAUUGCAUAAUUACUUUGAAAAUUUGCACAGUUUACUUUUUUUUAUUUCCUAACACAUUGAGGAGGUGAGAGUUGAACAUUUCCCCCCCAAAAAAUUUGACCCCAUAUAAGGACCACCCUAGUAUGAUUUGCCUGCAUCGGUAUUCCGACGAAUAUCAUUUAGGACUUUGAUAAGCACGGUCUCGGUGCUGUGUUGUGGCCGAAAUCCAGACUGAAAUGAGUUAAAAAGAUUGUUUUGCAUCAUAAAAGUCUGGAUCUGUUCAAACACAACCCUUUCGAUAA
Molecule: messenger RNA, 2086 nt
Organism: Corythoichthys intestinalis (scribbled pipefish)
Lineage: Eukaryota; Metazoa; Chordata; Actinopteri; Syngnathiformes; Syngnathidae
Exons: 2
Coding region: 319-1386 (355 amino acids)
Source: RefSeq, a predicted model, not a curated record